AUGCGCUCCGCCGCCGCUCCGCUGCCGCUGCUCGCGGCCUCGCUGCUGCUGCCGCUGCUCCUGCCCGCCGCGCCCGCCGCCCGCGGCAGCCUGGAGCCACCGGCGGGUAACGCCAGCCGUCCGCCCGCCGCGCCGGGCCCCGGCAACCACAGCGGGGCCAGGCUCAGCCCCGUGCCCGCGAUGCUCCGCGACCUCUCCGCGCUCAAAGCCGCCGUCAUCGGGGCCUGCGCGCUCACGGCCGCGCUCAUCGCCUGCCUCCUGCUCCGCGUCUUCAGGUCUGGCAAGAGGAUUAAGAAGACCAGGAAGUACGACAUAAUCACCACCCCAGCUGAGCGGGUAGAAAUGGCUCCUCUGAAUGAAGAAGAUGACGAGGAUGAAGACUCAACAGUGUUUGAUGUGAAAUACAGAUGGAAAUGGUGUGACAACCCAAGACUUCUGAUGCCUAUUCUGGGCCUCAAGAUUUAUGGCAACAGCUCAGCACAUAAAGAUGCUGCUUGUUGA
Molecule: messenger RNA, 501 nt
Organism: Cinclus cinclus
Lineage: Eukaryota; Metazoa; Chordata; Aves; Passeriformes; Cinclidae
Gene: FAM174B
Product: family with sequence similarity 174 member B
Exons: 3
Coding region: 1-501 (166 amino acids)
Source: RefSeq, a predicted model, not a curated record